Trichomonas vaginalis G3 is the source of this 423-nucleotide messenger RNA. Its product is annotated as integrase core domain containing protein family. The annotation marks the transcript as partial. Lineage: Eukaryota; Parabasalia; Trichomonadida; Trichomonadidae. The record is from RefSeq and is a predicted model, not a curated record. The transcript has a single exon.
AAUUCAACACAAUUUACCCUCAUUCCUGGUACAAAAGUUCGUGUAGUUCUUGACGACAAACCGUUGACAAAGAAACGUUUAAGGUUAAGUAGAAACUAUUAUAUCGUAGACUCUACACAAGGUAAUGGAUAUCUUAUAAAAGCUGCUGACGACUCCAUAGCAUUUUAUCCUCGUCAUAAAUUAGUUGAAAGUAGUAAUGGCAAACUUGCUGAAACCAUUGACGAAGCAAAGCGAGGAGUGGUUAUUGAAAUACUUGGCUACAACAUAAACGAUGACACUUAUAAAGUAAGAUAUGAAGGAGGUGUUGAAGAUGUUAUACCAUCUAAGAACUUGAGAGAGUCAAAGCCAACACAUCUGGGACCAUUAGAGCGGGAGUACUGGAAAGACAAAAAUAUGCCAGAAAGAAUAAGAAAAUUCUUCUAA